GAGUUGGACUCGUCCAUCGUUUAUAAGCUGAGUUGACGACGCCACCACUCCCACAAUUAACCCCCCGAGUUGGACUCGUCCAUCGUUUAUAAGUUGAGACGAUAGCUUCCCCCCCCCCGACUAUCCGCCGAGUUGGACUCGUCCGAUGUUUAUAAGUUCAGGUGACGACACACACCACGUGCUCCAGACCGCACGUGUGUUUGUACAGUGGAGCUUUGAGGGUGAGCAGCACAUUGGAAUUUAAUAAGUUACCAUUUCAACAAACUCUUUUGAAUUCGGACGCUUUUAUUUUUAGCCAUGCCCAGGAAGAAACCGUUCAGCAUGAAACAGAAGAAAAGGCAGCUUAAGGAGAAACGCGAGAAGAAACGAGGCGAAGGCGACGGCCUCUCGCCGUCGCACAGCCGCAGCGCCAGCCGCGACCGCGCCGCCGGCGAGCACCGCGACGGCACCGGCGCAGUCCCGGGGCAGCGCCGCCUCCUCCGCCACGACGAGGCGGAGGCGGCGGAGGCGGCGGAGGCGGGGACGCGGGGCGGACGCCGGCGCGGAGGCUCGGACGACGACGGCGGCGGCGGUGAUGGCGGUGAUGGCGGUGAUGGCGGCGAUGGCGGCGAUGGCGGUGACGGCGGCGAUGGCGGUGAGCUCCCCCCGCGUGGCCCCGCGCGGCACGGCGUGAGACGGAUCAACGAGCAGCCGGUCGAGGAGCGACGCGGUGGACGGCACGACCCCAACAGGUACCGGCUGCACUUUGCCCGCGAGGGCCGGGAGGAGGUGGAGCGCAGGAAGCGGCUGGCGCAGCAGCAGCCGCUGCUGCCGCUGCUGGCGGACGACCCGACGGCGCUGGAGGUCACGGUGGACACCGCCUACCCCCCCGGAUCCGUGCUGGACUUCCCGUGCCGCCCCCGCUGGUCGUACUCAAUGACACGUGACGAGGUGCGUGCCAGCGAGGAGCGAGCGUUCCGCGCCUACCUGGCACGAGUCCACGGCGCCUACCCCGCCGGCAGCCUCAGCUACUUCGAGCACAACCUGGAGACUUGGCGGCAGCUCUGGCGAGUCCUGGAGAUGUCUGACGUCGUCCUCCUCAUCACGGACGUCCGGCACCCGGUGCUGCACUUCUGCCCGUCGCUGCACGAUCACGUGGUGCGCCGGUGCGGGCGCUCGCUGGUGCUGGUGCUGAACAAGGUGGACCUGGUGGAGGCGGCGCUGGUGAGCGCGUGGCGUGCGUACUUCACCGCGCGCUUCCCCGGCACCCGCGUCGUCUGCUUCACCUCGCGGCCCGACGCCGGCGGCGGUGGCGGUGGUGGCGUUAAGGCGCCGGGAGAAGUGCUGGCAAGGAGACGCCGCGUGGUGAAGGGAGGCCGCCGCUCGGCCCUGGGCCCGGCCCAGCUGCUCAAGGCGUGCGAGGCCAUCGUGCAGGGCAAGGUCGACCUGAGCAGCUGGGCGGAGAAGAUCUCGGCUGUGGAUAAAGAGGACGAUGAGGACGACGAUGAGGAUGAGGAGGAGAGGGACGAUGACGAUGAUGAUGAGGAGGGGGGUGGCGGGAGGAGAGGAGAGGUCAGGGUGGAGCACCUCUCGGACGCCGCCAUGGGGCUGCCCGGGGCCCCCACGGAGCCCUUCAAGGACGGGGUGCUCACCGUCGGCUGUGUGGGCUUCCCCAACGUCGGCAAAUCGUCGCUCAUCAACGGACUGGUGGGCCGCAAGGUGGUGAGCGUGUCACGUACGCCCGGCCACACCAAGUACUUCCAGACCUACUUCCUCACUCCCACCGUCAGGCUCUGCGACUGCCCAGGCCUCAUCUUCCCCUCGCUCAUCGACAAGCAGCAGCAGAUCCUGGCCGGGAUCUACCCCAUCUCCCAGAUCCAGGAGCCCUACACGGCCAUCGGCUUCCUGGCCCAGAGGAUCCCCCUGCCCAGGAUCCUGAACCUCCGCCGCCCGGCACCGACCCCACGCGGAGUGGGGAGGGGGGCGGUGGGGCCGGGGGAGGAGGAGCAGGGGGGCGGGGAGGGGGAGGAGGCUCCCUGGACGGCGUGGGAGAUUUGUGAAGUGUGGGCAGAGCAGCGAGGGUUCCACACGGCACGGACGGCGCGCCCCGAUGUCUACCGAGCAGCCAACAGCAUCCUGCGUCUCGCCGUGGAGGGGCGUCUCUCCCUCGCCAUGCACCCACCCGGCUACACCGCCAACUACGAGUCGUGGCUGACACACCCAGACACGCUGGAGAUGCAGGAGAUGCAGGAACGGUACCGAACUCUCUCCACCGCCGCCGACACCGCCGCCACCACGGACAGGGACGACGAGGAGGAGGAUGAGGAGGAAGAGGAUGAGGAAGAGGAGGAGGAGCGGUGCUCACGGAACGCGUUUCAGAUCCUGGCUGGUGAUGACGCGUAGAGGAUGGGGAGUGGGGAAGUUCAACGUACACACAACACGGACACGGAAGCAUCACUAGGCCCACCGUCACCAUCCGUCAACGCAGCCGCCACGUUAAUGCGGCAUGCCUCGCCAUUGCCGCCGUGGCCACAGCCAUCGCUGCUACGGUGUGUACGACCGUCGUCAUCACCACUGUCAUCAUCACCACCAGCAUCGCCGUCAUCACCAGCAUCACCACUACCGUCAUCACCAGCAUCGCCAGCAUCACUACGACCGUCAUCAUGACUACCGUCAUCAUUACUACCAUCACUAUGACUCUCAUCACCAUCAUUACCACCACCAACACUACUUCCAUCAUCACCAGCACCAUUACUACUUUCGCUAUCAUCACCAUCACCACCACCACUACCUUCAUC
This is a messenger RNA of Petromyzon marinus (sea lamprey), 2777 nucleotides long. Lineage: Eukaryota; Metazoa; Chordata; Hyperoartia; Petromyzontiformes; Petromyzontidae. The record is from RefSeq and is a predicted model, not a curated record.